AUGCCCAAUAUAACCCCGACCCCGACGCUUCCCUGGAACUACAUUGCGAAGCUGGUAUGCAUCGGUGACUCUGGUACAGGAAAAUCGAGUCUGACAAUCCGACUAUGUGAGGGCAGAUUCUCGGCUUCUCACGAUGUCACCAUCGGCGUCGAGUUCGGUUCGCGGAUAGUUCCUGUUGGUCCACCGGCCAACGCAUCUUUGGGAGUAGGGACACCCAACGGUCAAGCCAGUCAUGCCGAACCCGAAGAACAGAAGAAAAUGAAGCUGUCACUAUGGGAUACUGCAGGGCAAGAAACAUACAAAAGCAUCACGCGAAGCUAUUUUCGCGGAGCUUCGGGGGCCUUACUAGUAUUUGACAUCACACGACGGAGCAGCUUUGAAUCUGUCACCGCAUGGCUCAACGAUCUCCGACAGAUUGCUGAGGAAGGGAUCGUGGUCAUUCUUGUGGGUAACAAAUCAGAUUUGGCGGCCCAAAGUAGUGACCUGGAAGGUGGUAGUAAGCGUGCAGUGACCAAAGAGGAGGCUGAAGACUGGUGCAGAAGAGAAAACGUCGUCAAAUAUGUCGAGACAAGUGCCAAAAGUGGCGAAGGAGUUGAAAAGGCAUUCCUGGAGGUGGCAGAAAGAAUAUAUCAAAAUAUUGAAGCGGGAAAAUAUGAUCUCAACGAUCGAAGAAGCGGAGUCAAAGGAUAUGGAACAGGAACCGGACGAGAAGAAGGAAAGGCUCCAAAGACAGUCAACCUUACCAUGAAUGAUGCCGUCAUGCGCGGACAGGCCAACAGUUGUUGCUGA
Rhinocladiella mackenziei CBS 650.93 is the source of this 789-nucleotide messenger RNA. RefSeq lists its product as uncharacterized. The record is from RefSeq and is a predicted model, not a curated record. Gene Ontology annotation, cellular component: endosome. Bases 1 to 789 code for a protein of 262 amino acids. Gene Ontology annotation, molecular function: GTPase activity; GTP binding. The transcript is spliced from 2 exons. Gene Ontology annotation, biological process: regulation of endocytosis. Lineage: Eukaryota; Fungi; Ascomycota; Eurotiomycetes; Chaetothyriales; Herpotrichiellaceae.